AUGGGAGGUUCAGGACCUGGUCUCCUGUCCCUGGUUGGCUUUGCUGGAGCAGGGCUCCUAGUCUACCUGGCGUGCCUCUGUGAUUCAGCAGCUUCUCAGCGGGUUCCCCUCCGCUUGUCCGACGGUCCUCACCACUGCGCCGGCAGGGUCGAGGUCUUCUAUGAGAACCAGUGGGGAACGGUCUGCGAUCACGGCUGGGACCUGAGUGAUGCCAGCGUGGCGUGCCGGCAGCUGGGCUGUGGAGCAGCGUUGUCGGCUCCUGGGGCCGGGCAUUUCAGGGCAGGGUCCGGUCCCAUCUGGCUGAAUGAUGUCAACUGCACGGGGACGGAGGCGGCCUUGUCUUACUGCAGGUUGAAGGGCUGGGGGAAGAACAAUUGCCACCACAGCGAAGAUGCCAGUGCGGUGUGCUUGGGUAACAUGCCAUGGGAAUUACAGGAGGUCCGCCUGGUUAAUGGCCCGAGUCGCUGCUCUGGAAGGGUUGAGGUGCUGCACAACCAACAGUGGGGAACUGUGUGCGACGACGACUGGAACUACGUUGAUGCCAAUGUGGUGUGCCGGCAGCUGGGCUGCGGGACCGCGGUCACAGUGUACGGUGCAGCUCACUUCGGCCAAGGGUUGGGUCCCAUCUGGCUGGACAACGUUCAGUGCAGUGGGAGCGAAGCUGCCCUGUCCGAAUGCCAGGCCAAACCUUGGGGUGACACCAACUGUGGCCAUGAAGAAGAUGCCAGUGUAGUAUGCACAGAACGGCCCCGGCCCCGGCUGCGCCUGGAGACCGCCCCCGGCCGCUGCGCGGGACGUGUGGAGGUUUUCCAUCACCGUCAGUGGGGGACGGUCUGUGACCACAGCUGGAGCUUGGCCGAGGCGACAGUGGUCUGCCGGCAGCUGGGCUGCGGGACGGCCGUCUCAGCCCCGGGCUCAGCUUAUUUUGGGCAAGGGUCUGGUCGCAUCUGGCUGGAUGAGGUGAACUGCACAGGGACAGAAGCCGCCCUCUCCGAAUGCCCGGCCAACAUGUGGGGCUCCAGCAGCUGUGACCACCGGGAAGAUGCUGGCGUGGUGUGCUCAGAUAGCAACGCCUCGAGGCAGAGUCCACUACGUCUCAUGAACGGCUCGAACAGCUGCCUGGGUGAGGUCUUCCAUGAUCAGAAGUGGGGAACUGUGUGUGAUGACACCUGGGACAUCCACGAUGCUGCCGUCGUAUGCAGGGAGUUGGGCUGCGGGACGGCGCUGUCAGCACCAGGCUCAGCUUAUUUCGGGCCAGGGUCAGAUCCCAUUUGGUUGGACAACGUUCAUUGCCACGGGUCUGAAUCCGCCCUCACCAAGUGUGAGCUGAACGACUGGGGAGAGCACAACUGCCAACACAGCGAGGAUGCUGGUGUGGUGUGCUCAGGUUCUGACCCCUUGCAGGUCCGGGUGAAGAAUGGCCCCAGUCCCUGUGCGGGGCGGGUGGAGGUCCUCUACAACAGGACCUGGCGUGGGGUGUGUGGUGGCACUGGCUGGAGCCUGCUGGAAGCUGAGGUUGUCUGCAAGGAGCUGGGCUGCGGGCCAGCCCAGUCAGCCCCCGUGGGAGCCCAGUUUGGCCAGGGGGAUGGUCAAGCCUUGGUGGAAGGGCUGAGCUGCCGGGGAACUGAGUCGCUGCUCCUGGAGUGUCAGCAGAGGCAGAUGGUCCUGGGACUGUGCAGACAUGGCUUGGUGGCCAGCGUGGUGUGCGGAGAGCAGAAAG
This is a messenger RNA of Apaloderma vittatum (bar-tailed trogon), 1720 nucleotides long. RefSeq names its product deleted in malignant brain tumors 1 protein-like. NCBI's taxonomy places the organism in Eukaryota, Metazoa, Chordata, Aves, Trogoniformes, Trogonidae. Gene Ontology annotation, cellular component: membrane. The record is from RefSeq and is a predicted model, not a curated record.